Messenger RNA from Humulus lupulus (European hop), 1004 nucleotides. RefSeq lists its product as uncharacterized. The record is from RefSeq and is a predicted model, not a curated record. NCBI's taxonomy places the organism in Eukaryota, Viridiplantae, Streptophyta, Magnoliopsida, Rosales, Cannabaceae. The coding region runs from base 424 to 861 and encodes 145 amino acids. The transcript has 9 exons.
ACUCCUGUUUGGUCAGUAAUGAUAUGUAAUUAAAUCUCCUCUGUUGUAGGUUCAUACGGCCAGAAACUACACAGGGCAUAUUUGUUAACUUCAAAGACUUGUACUAUUACAAUGGGAACAAGCUUCCUUUUGCUGCUGCUCAAAUUGGCCAGGCUUUCAGAAAUGAGGUUCGAGAUCACCUCAUGAGAAAUCACAUAGCAUGGAAGGUGUAAGGUUCUACUACCUCUAAUUGUAACUUUGAUUGGGUAUUAGCACAUAUCUUGGAGCAGCUCCCAUUGUUGAAUGUUUGGAAAAGCACCAACCUAAUGUAGUAAUAACUUCUCGUGUUGCAGAUGCUGCCUUAUUUUUGGUGCCAAUGAUAUAUGAACUGGGUUGGAACUGGGACAAUUUAGAACUUCUAGCACAGGGCAGAAACUUCAUGUUAUGAUAAAUGGCAGUGCAAGUAAAAAAGCCUUGGAUCCAGUUGCUCCAGUUUAUAAGUACUGCCUUGUAUCAGUAUCUAACAUAUUAACUUCAACAUGCCAAAAUGAGGUUUCUGCCAGUUUAGUUAUGGUGCAUUUGAUUGAGAAAUUAGCUGCUGGUGAUACUGGAAGUUUAUCUGUAUCAAUACUUCAGAAGAUGAGCACCAUGUCUAAAAAGCUUAAAAGUCACCUUGCUUUCUCUGAAUUGUUAGCCCAAUAUUCACAGAGCGGUUAUUUCAGAUUAAUGCAGCCAAAAAAGACAAGGUGCCUUCAGUUAGAUCAGCUUCUUGUUGAGCCAUUGGUGUCAUUUCAUGUUUUCCUGAAGUUUUCCAGAGAGAUCCUGAACAAAUUGAUUCACGCAGUGGAGAUUAAUACCCGCGACCCCUCAAUGUGCGAAUAACUGCUUCUUGGGCUUUGGCAAACAUAUGUGAUUCUAUCCGGCACUGUAUUGAUACUCUUUCUUUGGAAGGCUCCACAGGUGGGUUAUAUGUUACAGAAGCUAUUUAUUAUUUUCAACUACUUUAUUUGAAAAGUUAUUGAUGU